Molecule: messenger RNA, 3617 nt
Organism: Mesocricetus auratus (golden hamster)
Lineage: Eukaryota; Metazoa; Chordata; Mammalia; Rodentia; Cricetidae
Gene: Lyrm7
Product: LYR motif containing 7
Exons: 5
Coding region: 139-450 (103 amino acids)
Biological process (GO): mitochondrial respiratory chain complex III assembly
Source: RefSeq, a predicted model, not a curated record
CUGCAGAGAAGGCGGGCCAGGAAGGAGGUGCUGCGUUCUGAUUGGUUGCCAUGCGGGAGCAUUGCCGGCUACGCCCCGGCCCCGAUUGGUUACCGAGAGGGGGCGGCUUGAGAGGCGGUGGCAGCGGCGUGGGGAGCCAUGGGUCAGACCGCCAAGGUUUUACAGCUCUUCAGAACACUGCACAGGACAAGACAACAAGUUUUUAAAAAUGAUAAGAGAGCACUAGAAGCCAGAGUAAAGAUAAAUGAAGAAUUCAAAAAACAUAAAAGUGAGGCCGCUCCAGAGAAAAUAGAAGAGAUGUUGAAAAUGGGUUCUGAUGUUGAACUGUUACUCAGAACAUCUGUUAUUCAAGGUAUUCACACUGACCACAACACACUGAAACUGGUCCCCAGGAAAGAUCUUCUCACAGAAAAUGUGCCGUACUGUGAUACACCACCUCAGAAGCGGUAAAGCUUCCAGGACAAAACCCGUCUCUGCCCCCUCUGACUUUAAAUAUAUACCUGGCAAAAGUCCUGGGCAUGGGGAUGUUUCUCUCUGAAGCAGCGUGUUGCAAGCGAGCAACAGGCCGAGGGCUGCAGAGUACUGCAGGGUUCUGAGGACAUAGAUGUGCCCUCCCUUCUCACUGGCGACUGAAUGCCUGGGGAAGUGGCACAUACUUCUCUUUCCCUUUGGUGGGUGUUUUGGUCUUACCAAAGCUAUUUGCCAAUGAAACACUUUACCAAGUUGAUGACUUUUCAUCCCACAGGAAACACAACUGCUAAAUACAAAAUGCUGCCAAAUUAAAUUGAUGUUUAAUUUACAAAAUAUUAACUUGGUAAAAAAAAUUAACAUUUUUUUCUGCCAGCUCUGUAGUGAAACAUAGCCAUUGUUUCUCAAAGUCCUGUGGUUAUUUUUUCAGAUAACAAAUAAUUAUGUGGCUUAUUUCUCUGUUCUUAUGAAGACAUUUUUCCCUGGCCUGUGUAAAUGUCUAAGCACCAUGAGUGUGCAGAGUCUGCAGAGGUCUUGACAGGGUGUUGGAUCCCCUGGGACUGGAGUGGUAGACAGUCCUGAGCUGCCAUGUAGGUGCUAGGAAUUGAACCUGGGUCCUCUGAAAGAACAACAAGUGCUCUUAACCACUGAGCUAUCUCUCCAGACCCUAUAAAGACAUUUUAAACAGUCUUCAGAAGAUAGAUCGAUGAAAUGUCAACAUCACUUUGGUCACUAUAGAAUAAAGACAUCCAACAUUUUUAGGAAGUUGUGGCCCUCUCUCAGACUACCCAAUUAGCUAUAUUUGGGUCAGCUGGAUGUUAUUGUGAAAUGCUGUACAUGGCUAUAUUCUCUCUUUUUUUUUUUGACAUAGGAUCUCACUGUGAAAUUCUAGCCUUGAACUCAGAGAUCUAUCUGCCUCUACUUCCGCAGUGCUUUACAUAAUUUGAUUCUGAUUAUUGCCAAAUAAAUAAUAAUAAUUGUACUUUAUUAAAGUUAAGAAACAUUUUCACUGGACUGUGGUGUUGUGCACCUUUAAGUCCAACACUCAGGAUGCAGAGGCAGGUGGAUCUCUGUAAGUUUGAGGUCAGCCUGGUCUGCAGAGCAAGUUCCAGGGCUAUAUAGAGAAACCCUGUCUCGAAAAACAACAGAAAAACAUUAGUGAAAAAUUAUAGUUUAGAUAAUAUCUGUAUCAUAUAUAUGAUAAUUCUUAUUAUAUAAAGAAUGUGUGUUAGCGGGGUGGUGGUAGCACAUACCUUUAAUCCCAGCACUCAGAUGGCAGAGGCAGAGAAGAAGGAUCUCUUUAAGUUUGAGGCCAGCUUGAUCUAAAGAGCUAGUUUCAGGAUAGCCAGGCAAACCCUCUGUCUAUGUCUGUCUGUCUAUAUGUAUACACACACAUGUGUAUGUUAGUAGGUAUGUAAAAAGAUUUAUCAGAUUAUAAGAACUGAGUAUAGGAAAGCAAGCAGGGACUGAGAUGGCACAGAGGUGAAGAACUCUUGCUGCUCUUCCCUUGGACCUGAGUUCCUCUUGCCUUCACCUCCCCAGCCUGCAUGUUGCGAUUAGAAGCGUGCGCCCUUGUGCCUGCUUUAAGAGAAAAUCAGCUGCUGAUGAUGGAGGUGUACUUGGGGGGCGUCUUAAGCUUUUGGCCACACACGGCCUUAUAUAGCAUUUUCCCACUUUUAUUUUUGCAACAGAAAAGUAAAAAGGCUCAGUUCCCAGGAAAAUGGCUUUGAGAUGGGGUUGCCUGCGGGAGGUUUAAAUCAGAGCUCUUGGGAGGGGAUGGAGACAGAUGCAGCAGGGCCUGGGGCUGAAAUGGCCUUCAGAAUCUGGUCACGCUAAGGCAAAAAGACUGGGACUCUGUGUCCUGGCACAGAGGCCUGGCCCAGCAGGAGAGAGGCAGAAAGGGAGAAGGCUCCUGAAGGCAUCUGGGUACUGCACAAGCGACACAAACUGCCCUUGCCAUCAUUGCCUCAGAUUGCAAGAGGCAGCUGAGCGUUCCUCUUAGGGCAUUGAGUCCAUUAGAUGAGAAGCUGUGCACAAGCUGAGUUCCAAGUGAAUUAACACACCAUUCAGUCAUUCAUUCAUCCAAUAUUUUUCUAAUUCGAAUUACAUGGGGAAAUGUUCACUACAGGGUGGACAGGACACUGGACUCUAGUCAUGAUUAUGUCACCAAAAAUGAUGUGUCUGAGGAAAUCAUGGAUGUGUCUUCUGGUUGUGUUGCCUAGCAUGCAUGAAGGCAUGAAUCCUACCCCCAGCACUUAAAAAAAAUUCUGGACUAGAUGCUAUACUAGUUAGAAUUUAUUAUUAUUAUUAUUAUUUAUUUGACUUUUCAAGACAAAAAGGACAGUGACACUAACUGUUCUCCUGGAAUUAACCUAUCAGGCAGGACUCGUUCAGCAUUUCCAGAGGGGAAAUGGUGAAUAUUUUUGUUGUUGUUUAUUUUUUGUUUUUUUCUAGACAGAGUUCCACUGUGUAGCCCUGGCUGUCCUGGAGCUAUCCCUGUAGACCAGGCUGGCCUCAAACUCACAGAGAUCAGCCUGCCUCUGCCUCCAGAGUGCUGGGAUUAGACGUGUGUGCCACCAAUGCCCUACAAAAUGGUGAGUUUAAACCAAUGGGGAAGACAUGCUUCUCCUGGCUCCUCAUUGUUUAUGGCUUAGACCAGUUACUGAUAUGCACUAUGAACAGCACAAACUCUUCGACGACAAAGAGCGGGUGACAUUGAAGUUCAUGCUACUUCCAGUCCUUGGUGCACGCUUUCUUUAUCUCACAUGCCAGGGCCCAAAUGUAAUGUUUCAGAAAUGCCUCGGUUUAGCCAUAGAAUUCUAGGAGCUCAGUUAUCCUAUUGUCUUUUAGAUGUUGGCUGGUUACCUCCGGAUGGCCUGGCCACAGUGGAGAAUGACUCCAAGUUUGUAUAACAAAAGACCUAGGCCCUGGGUGGACCCGCACUCAUCCUGAGGGCUAGUGAGAUGUGCCUGGGCUAGUGGGAUGUGCAGUUUUAGGACUGUCUCUGGGAUUAAAGGACACAUUUGAUAUCAGCUCUAUACAUGAUAAUAGAAGUCUUCUGCCAGUACCACCGGUUUUGGAAAGCUAUUUAAGAGGAUGCUUAAAUAAACUGUGGUCUCCAGUAUUGAUGGAGAGCUCUCCUGAAAUGA